AUGGCCCGCACUACUUACGGAAACACUAAUAUGCCCAAGUUUUGUAUGCAAGGCCUAGUCCGUAUCACUGCAAAUAUUGACGAUUUGUACGAGGCACGAGCAGUCUUGCAUGAGUUAUUACAAUAUGACAUCGUAGACCUAAUUUCCAACUGUCUGCGACAAGGAGACGAUGUCGAGUUGAUAUAUUGGGCUGCAGGAUUGAUGCACGAGUUUGUACUGAAAGAAGUAGCAGUCGACCAGUUCAGAGCAAUUAAAGGUAUCCAUGCGAUACUCACGGGUUUAUUGUCAGCAGAAGAAAUGUAUAUAUCUCGAGUUAUUUUGAGAAUUAUCAAAUUCAUGGCUUUCGACCAACAGGAAUUCAAGGGAAAGAUGGUUGAGUCAGGAAUGAUUAAGAAGAUCAUGCACUGUCUGUCGCUAGAGGAUGACGAUGUGAAAUACUGGGCCACAUUGUGUAUUCACGUUGCAGCAGGAGAGACCAAAUCCCAUGAGCAAAUCGUUACAGCACCUGAAUUUAAAUUGCUGUUGGAAUCAUCUUUUUCGCGAAAACUGGAAGUAGCGCUGUUCGUGUCCGAUAUUCUAUCAUUAAUUUGCUGCAUAUGUAAGUUGUUUCAGUUGCACAGCGAUAAUGAUGUAUUUAUUGAUCACAAAGGUUUCUCGUAUAGCAAGCAAUAA
Mycotypha africana is the source of this 672-nucleotide messenger RNA. RefSeq lists its product as uncharacterized. The transcript has a single exon. NCBI's taxonomy places the organism in Eukaryota, Fungi, Mucoromycota, Mucoromycetes, Mucorales, Mycotyphaceae. The record is from RefSeq and is a predicted model, not a curated record. Bases 1 to 672 code for a protein of 223 amino acids.